UUUUUUCUUUUCUCGCCGUCGUUAGAGAAGCUAUGGAGAGCGACUGUACGGAUUAACGUGCCUUCAACGCACAGACACCGAGUUUACAACAUUUUAAGGAGGAUAACGCUUGUUUUUCUGGGACCUUAAUGGCAAGUUAGCCUGUUUCGCGUGCCAUGUGGGAGUGAACCGUCCCAGGAGGUGCCAUGUUAGCCACACAGACGCCAGAGAUGCCACCUGAGGCUAAAGAUGUCAAACAGAUUAAGGAGAAGUUGGCUCAGUCCCUCAAGGCCCUGCAGAAACGAUACGUGACGUCGGACGCGGUGGUCACCAGUGAAGAUGGAGACGCUAACCUCCUCUGCUGCGCCCUGGAGGCCAUCUUCAUCCACGGGAUCAAGACCAAGUUCAUCCGCUCAGAGGCCGGAGGUCGAAACAGGAAAGGGGACAGAGGAGGCCUCCCUCAGCCUUUUUUCUGGAGCCUCCUCAAGACCGUCACGCACCGUGACGUGAUCACCGAGCUGGAGAAGAUCAGCUUCGUGGGCACCGACGUGGGUCGCUGCCGGGCCUGGCUGCGUCUCGCCCUCAACCACGGCCUCCUCGAGUGCUACCUGGCGUCGCUGUUCCGGGAAGACUCCAAGCUGAGGGCCCACUACCAGCCCAGUGCCUUGCUCCUGAACGCUGAGGAGCGAGAGGUCCUGCUCAGCUACCUCCAGGGUCUGGCCUCGCUCACCUUCAGCCUGUCUUACAAGUCGGCCGUCCUCAACGAAUGGACCACCACGCCUCUGGCCCUGGCCGGACUCUGCCCACUGGCCCAGGCCGACCACCUGGACCUGCCCCUCAACGGAGGAGACCAUCCCACCUCCAGGCCCAUCUGUAAGGAGCUCUGGGACACGGCGUCUCAGUCGUCGGGCUCGUCGGACGCGUUGGAUGUGCAGAGAGGCUGCCCUGUGUCACUGGGGAGGGGCUCCGGUGUGCUUCAGUCAGGCAGGACUGCGAUGCACUCGUCUAAUUUAAGCCUGGACACCACCGGUUCCUCUCAGCUGUCCUCCAGCCUCAGCUCCGAUAGUCUUCUGCAGGGGCAGGACCCUCGCAGCCCGACAGGGGAGCAGUGGUCUUCAUGUGACCUGGACACACCCAUUAACGUCAGCACCAAGAGGCCACAGAAAGACUUGCUGACUGAUUUCCGGGAGAGCGGCCACUGCAGCCAAGACUCCAUGCGUGAAGACUCGUUUGUCUCCAGCACCGGCCCCGACCAGUUCUCAGAAAACGCCAUUUUCAGCGGCUCCGACAGCGAGAUCCAGGGUCCCGCCACACCGUCCCAAGACCCCGCGGACCUGCUCCUAAGUUCAGAUUCAGAGCCUCAGCCGACAACGCCCGAGCUGCUGUCAUCUGACGAGCCUCCUGAAGUCUGCAACAGCGCCUCCCCUGAGCCGCCCCCAGACAUGCUGUCCUCGGUCGGCGAACCUGCGGAGGAAAUGCCCGCCACCGGUGUUCAGGAGAGCAGCGAGCCAAUCCAGGAAGAGAAGCAAGCUGAGAAGAACAGCUCAGAAGCUCCAGCACAUCAAGCUGCACGGCGCUCUACAAGCAUCCUGAGCAGGGAGCUGUCCUCAGACUCACUGUCUCACUCGCACUCGUGGAUCUCCGAGGACGACAUCUACAAGCCUCACCUGGAGGAGGUUUCCGACAGCGACGAAGCGCCUCCCGCUGCUCCCGCGGCCGAGAUCAAGGCCUCCCAGUCGCCUCCCAGCGUGGUCCAUCGCAGGCAGAUAGGUCUGUCCAACCCUUUCCGAGGGCUGCUGAAGCUCGGCCACCUGGAGCGGCGAGGCGCGAUGGGAAUAUGGCGCGACUAUUACUGCGAGCUGUCGCCCUUCGAGUUCCGGCUUUACCUCAACGCCGAGGAGAGGACGUGCCAAGAGAACUGCUCGCUGCUGCGCUGCGAGGACGCUCGCAUCACCUCGUCCGAGGGCCGCUUCGAGUUGGCGUUUCCCGGGAAGCGAGUUUACCUCAGAGCAGCGAAUCGAGGCGAAGCCGAGGACUGGGUGGACCGGAUCAUGGAGGCCGUCAACAAGUGCCGACCAGCAGCAUCUCGAAUAGAUGAGCAGUGGGAGGUUCUGCAGCCCUCUGGUGAGAACGGGGUGGACGAUCGCCUGGUUUCUUCUCCGUCCUCGGCUCCCUCCAGCCCCGAGAGAAGCUUGACUUCCUCCGACAUGAACGGAGGACCGGAGGCGCCUCCUCUGCAGGAGUUCGACUGGACUCGGACUGCCGAUUUGGAAACAGAUGCCAUCAAAGAGGCAGUUUUGUACUUCUCUACAGAUCCCGAGGCUCGCACGUGGUCACCUCUGGUCUUCUCUCUGUCCUUGGAGGCCUUAAAAGGUUUCCGGGUUCAAGAUGGAAGGAAGCUGUUGCGUCUGACGCACCCCAUCGAGGGCAUCCGAGACGUAGUUCCCGACGUCUCCCUGGGAGGACCGGCCUUCUUCAAGCUCCUGACCGUCAGGGAGACGCUCAGACUUCGGGCGGAGAACACAGAGGAGGCUCGGUCCUGGAGGGCUUUGAUCCGAGGAGCUCUGGACUCGUACCUGGAGAGCGGGGAGGACGGACCGGCUGAAGCACAUCCAGGAAUGUCUGGAAACCUCCACAGACUGGUGCAGCACAGACUGAAGGAGGACGGAGCUCUCCUGGUUCAUCUUUGCACGGUUCCCUCAGAGAAAGGACUGGACACGCAGAACUUCAAAUGUGCAGGUUGUCCUCAGCAGAUCGGCCCGUCGCUGGGCAGGUCCAGGCUGUGCGAGUUCUCGGGCCAGUACUACUGCGAGUCCUGCCACGGCGGGGAAACCUCCGUCAUCCCGUCUCGCAUGGUGCACAACUGGGACCUCACGCAGCGAGAGGUGUCUAAAAAGGCCAUCCAGCUGUUGGAUCAGGUCCAGCAGGAGCCUCUGCUCAACCUGGAGCAGCUGAACCCGGAGCUGGUGAAGCACUCGGAGUGCAUGGCUCAGAUCCACAGUCUGAGGGAGAGGCUCCGUCUGCUGGGCGACUACCUGCUCACCUGUCGCAGCGGCGCCUGCAAGAGUCUGCAGGCCAGGAUGGGCCAGAGGACCUACCUGAUGGAGUCCAGCCACCUGUACAGCGUCAUGGACCUGCGACAGAUAGCGGAGGGCCAGUACGCCGCCUUCCUGCUCACGCUGCUGGACUACGCCUCCAACCACGUGUUCCACUGCGACCUCUGCACCCAGCGAGGCUUCAUCUGUCAGAUCUGCCACUCCAGCGACAUCAUCUUCCCCUUCCAGUUCGGCAGCACCACCAGGUGUAAAGACUGCAAAGCUGUGUUCCAUCUGUCCUGUAAGACGGCCGGCCUCCCCUGUCCUCGCUGCCAGCGGAUGAAGAGAUACCUGGAGAGGGACCUGCAGGACUGAGCCGGCCUCCAGCAGAAACACCGUUUAGCUUUUUCACAUGAAGUCUAACCUCAAGUGCAAUUAGGAGCGUUUAAAAACCUGCAGGAGGCUGCAGCAGCUUCGCUCUGUAACGAGACGCACGGCGGCCAAAUGUUACUGACUUUAAUACCUCCGAGUUCUGAUUCAGCCACGGCAUCCAGACGUCUUCAUGCUCCUCUUCUUCUUCACGUUUACCUGAAGCGCCUGACGUUACAGUCAGGAGUCGGCCGUGUUUCCAUGAAGCGUUUUCAUGCACGUUUAGAAGCUUCUGCUCUGUUUCUAGAAGGAGUUAAUGCUCUUUCAUGGCUGAUGGAAACAACCGUCUAACAUCAUGUCUGACAUCAGGUCGUUGUUUUCCGCUGACGUGAAACAAAAAUCCCAACUUUUCUGAUGGAGAAUAAUUCCACAACAUCAGAUUUCUCUCAUAGUUGCCAAAGUUCUUUUUUUGUUUUUCUUCUUCUUUUGUGUUUUUUUUCCUCCAUCUUCCUCUGCACGUAGCCCACAGCGCCACCUUCAGACGACACUACGCAGCCGAGUUUAUUCACUCCGAAGACGAUUCGCUUCAAAUUUUCAUGAGAGUUUCAUGGAAACGCGGCUCGCGGCGGAGAGAGUUUUGCGUAACGUUCCUGCAAAAAAAAAGAAAAGAAAGAAAUACUGAGAACAGCACUUGAAAUGUUGGACUUAGCAGAUUCCUUAAUCGUGCCUUCUGUUUACUUUGAGCUUUACACGAGUUCCUCUGCACGCGUCUCUACCGCAGGACAAGAAACGACACGGAUGCAUCAGACUUAGUGUAAAUAUGAAGACUUUGUGGAAUGUUUCUCUUUGUACGUGUUUUUUUUUAAAAGGCGUGAUUCAGAGCUUCAGAGAAUAAAUAAUGUUUGCUGCUUGUGUGCCGAGUCACACUGACAUUAAAUCAUUAACUGAAGGAAAUUAAUAAUGAUCCUGUGGCUUAAAGAAGAUUUUUUUUUGAGGGGAAUUUAUUGCAUCUCACAGCGGUUCUGAAGUCACGACUUAUUUUGCACAUUUGCACUCAGCGACGACUGUUAAAAGACACAAACGAGCCCCGACGCUAACGAAGCCACGUUCAGUUUCCAUCUUUCUCCAUUUUUAUUUUCAUUUUCAGUUAGUUCAACUAACAAGAUUGUUUUUUUUUAUUUAGCAGAAUCUACAGAGAAUAAAAAUCCUCUACGAGUUGGUUUUGAUAUAAGUGCAGAACAUAUCACGUCAGAAUCCUGCAGAGCUGUUGCUCCUGGUUUGUAUUUAUUUCAUGUCAUUGUGUACGAUGUGUAUUGAAAUAAAUGUGGGCGUGUUGCA
Stegastes partitus (bicolor damselfish) is the source of this 4721-nucleotide messenger RNA. It is a transcript of the gene plekhm1, whose product is annotated as pleckstrin homology domain containing, family M (with RUN domain) member 1. Bases 186 to 3389 code for a protein of 1067 amino acids. Lineage: Eukaryota; Metazoa; Chordata; Actinopteri; Pomacentridae. The record is from RefSeq and is a predicted model, not a curated record. The transcript has 12 exons.